UUAAUCGGAGGAUCAAGUUAAUCGGAGACUGUGAAAUCGGCCCUUACUGCGUAAUUUACAAAAUAAUAAAUUGUGGUAUAAAAAACUAUAGCCUGAUCUGGCUUCCAAGAUGCUGCCGCGUCCUUCAUGGAUUUGAUUCCGACGUUUCACCUAUGAAAAACGCGAAUCAGAUUAAGUGCAACUAGGCAUACUAAACAUAUAGAUACAAUGGUUGCACCUGAUGCUACUGAGGAAGAUGUUCGUCAGUCAAUUGGCCGAGCUAAAACAUGGGAACCAAAGCAGCAGAAUGAAAGUAAUUUAGAUCUUCAUGAACAUAUGUUUGAAACGGAAGAAACCUCUAUUUUGAAUGAAAGUGGUAAACAAAGUGAAGCUUCUUUAACUGAUGUGGAAGAUAACAGUAACAACCACUUUCCUGAUAUUAAUAAUAAAAAACUAGUUCCUUAUGUUAAAGACUCAGAUGAUAAUUCGUCAUAGUAGCCUAUAAUGUCAUUAAAAAAAAAUUGACGAAUGUAGGUAUUGCGCUUUAUAUAUUAAAAGUAAUAUUUUUAUUUUUCCUCCACA
Molecule: messenger RNA, 561 nt
Organism: Temnothorax curvispinosus
Lineage: Eukaryota; Metazoa; Arthropoda; Insecta; Hymenoptera; Formicidae
Exons: 3
Coding region: 208-474 (88 amino acids)
Source: RefSeq, a predicted model, not a curated record